AUGCAGGAAAACACAGAGGAGCAGGGUCUCGUGAGGGAAGAUAACGUUUCAUCGAUCAGCGAUGCAGAGGAGCGCAGAGUUUUGGCGGAAGAGCUUGGCUGGGCCAGACUGGAGCGGCAAAAAAUCCUCGCCCUGUCUGCGGAGGCUGAUGAUGCAAUCUGGCAUCUGGUCUCACUUGCACGGAGGAGGAUGCAAGAAAGGGACGAGGCCAGGAACCAAGCGAGGAUGCUGCUCGCGGACCUCCAGGCAAGAAACGCCCGGGUGAUGGCGCUUCCUGGAACAUCGUGCUCCAGAGUUGCACGGCCUGAUGCGUUCGCCGCCACCGGCUACGAGCACAACCAGGCCCUUGCUCCUGCCGCGUUCAGGCCUCUGGGAAGUAGCAGUACGAUGAUGCUGGGGCAGCGUGCCCGUGCAGGAACUGGCUACUGCGCUGCGUCGUCCAGCGGCUUCGGCCACAGGAGCAUCGGUUCGUCUCUGGACGCCUACGCUGUUCUGCCGUCUCUACUUGGCUUCGCUUCCUCGAGCCAGGAUCACUUCGAUCCUGACAUGUUCCUGGUCGACGUCGCGGAAUCGCCGCAAGAUGUCGUUCCGGUUCCGGCCACUGCAGAGUCCAGCCAGGGGAGAAGCUCCGGCUCCGGCACGUAUGGUCAUAUUUAG
This is a messenger RNA of Miscanthus lutarioriparius, 657 nucleotides long. Lineage: Eukaryota; Viridiplantae; Streptophyta; Magnoliopsida; Poales; Poaceae. The record is from the annotation of a GenBank genome assembly.